AUGCGUCAGCAAAUCGAUUCCUUGGAUGAUCGCAAGUUCGAACCCAAGCCGCAUUUGUUCAUAAACUUAACUGGAGGUAUUUAUCUUCUUUUAAUAGCUGAAUCCUUUGCUUUCUACUUAUCACGCUUACUUGGUAUGGACAUGGUUCCAGAGGUAGUGAUUUCAAAUAUAUCUUCACCAUUGUGGAAAGGAACUGAUUUUAUCAAACUAGGCUGGCGAGAACAUGACUUAGUUGCAAUUAUGAGGUGGCUCCAUGAAACAAGUCACAAGGUAUUCAUGCCUUCGGUCAUAAAAGAUGCUGUUACAUCAGGGAAGCCAGUGAACAGUGAUGUAGUUUAUAAUACAAAUACGCUUAGAAGCAAAACUUCCAUAUCGGAGCUUAUUCAGUGGGGUACAAUGAUCAUUUUGUUGAAGAAAUACAGAAUUGGCGAUGGAAACCGAUUUCUUAAUAGAAAUGCACAUAAAACCCUUAUGUCAUCGAAUGGCAAAAUAUGGUUAAUUGAUAAUGAAUCUGCAUUUUUUCAUAAAGAUCCUCAAAGUUAUUUCACUUCAUUAAAUAGAGAAAUGCUUAGAACCAUGUGUAUUUUUCAAUCAUUUCUUGUUACUAACUUAAUAAAACUUUCAAAACACCCGUCAGCUUUCCAUCAUGUAUGGAAAUAUGCCAUUACAUUCGAACCAUUAUUAGUUACUUUUGAGAAAAACAUUUAUUUCAAUCUAUCCGCUAUAUCAUUCAACAAUCGACUAGAUGAAACAAUUGAGUGGAUAAAUCGCUGCAAGUUUUCGAGCACACUGAAGUGAUGUUAUGCAGGCAUGGAGGUAUUUGAAUAAAUGUUGUACGAUUUAAGUAGCUUCGAAUUUGGUUUAGUUAUAUUUUGUUUAGCAAAUUCACAAGCAUGUAACAUUUGACAUUAGAAAUAUGGGUUGGAAAACAAGCUUAAUGAUCUGGAAGCAUUUUUAUGCA
Messenger RNA from Ruditapes philippinarum (Manila clam), 961 nucleotides. RefSeq lists its product as uncharacterized. The record is from RefSeq and is a predicted model, not a curated record. The coding region runs from base 1 to 798 and encodes 265 amino acids. Lineage: Eukaryota; Metazoa; Mollusca; Bivalvia; Venerida; Veneridae. The transcript has 4 exons. Gene Ontology annotation, biological process: cell-cell signaling.